Messenger RNA from Owenia fusiformis, 1211 nucleotides. The record is from the annotation of a GenBank genome assembly. Lineage: Eukaryota; Metazoa; Annelida; Polychaeta; Sabellida; Oweniidae.
UGUUUUCACUUAACACCUGAUAAUUGGACAUUUACAGGAUGAAAACCGGUUGGGUCUUCGUUGCCAUGACACUUUUGGGGUUUGGAUUAACAUCAAAAUAUAGACCAUGUAAAGCGAGAUGCAGAUCUCUAGGUCUGCGGAAAUGUUUCAAGAUAUGCAGAAUUGCAACAGGUGAUACCAUUGCUUUGCCUUGUUGGAAGAACUGCUCAGUCUUUAUAAAUGGUUCAAAUGCUGCAAAUGACCUUCGUGGAUGUAUCCAACAAUGUAGAGUUGGGAAAACUUGUGAAACUGCUUCUAACAAAACCGGCUUCAUCAAAAUACUGAAAGACAAAAUGCUUCGGGAAGGUCCAGUUUUCACAAAGGAUGGGCACUUUUACAUUGUUUUACCAUUGGCGGGUGAGAUCAGCAGAGUUGACUUGGAGAAAAAGCAGGCUAGCACGUUUGUUGCCCCAUCAGUAAAUGGGUUUAAUGGGAUGCCAGCAGGAUUACAAUGUGACACGGAGAACAAUAUCUGGGUUGCUGAUGCAAGGCUUGGUUUAUUGAAAGUGAAGCAAGAUGGCUCUUUCCAACAAGUAGCAACUAAAGACAAUCAGAAUGAAACCAUGCAAGGAUGUAAUGACCUUAUAUUUGACUACCAUGGUAAUCUAUGGAUCACUGCACCGUUUGGCCCCAUUGCCCCAAAUAACUUAACAGAAUCAAGGAAGGAUCCAUUUGGAAGUGUGUACUGCUAUAACAUGACAACUAACGAGAUUAUUAAAGUUGCCAAGGGAAUCCUAUUUCCUAAUGGUAUAGCUGUGCAACAUGAUAGCAAUGGGACUCCGAAGAAACUAAUUGUCGGGUCGGCAUUCAAUAUAACUGCCCCCUUAUGGAGCUUUGAUAUAGUCGGCCCUUGUCAAAUUGAGAACAAGCAAGUUUGGGGAAACCUUCCUGCCAAAAGUAAUAUUGAUGGUAUUGAUUAUGAUGAGAAGGGGAACCUUAUAGUGACAGACACUGACUCUAGUAUUCUGUUCGUCUUCGACAUAAAUGGAGGGAAUCCGACUUGUCAAUUAAAGUUGCCAACUACGCGUUUGACCAAUAUACACUUUAGGCCUGACUCAAAUGAGCUCUACAUUACUGGAGAUGCAUUAUUGAAACUACAAUGGAAAUACAAUGGAAUGAAGCAAUAUUGGGAGAUAGCUUAAAGUGUCGAAGUAUUUCUUAUAAUAAAAAGC